CAAUGAGCAGCUCUGCCGGGAGGCGCCCCACAAAAUCUGCGCCCACUUCAGCCCUUCCUGGGGUGCUCCAUGCGGAGAAAAAUGCUGCCGGCCAGCGCCAGUAUGAGCUCCGCUGAUCCGGCCCGCCCCCUCUGCCACACGUGCCCUUUUAUUUAAUCCCGAAUAGACUGCGAACGGAAUUCACACGAGGGUAGACUGCCCACUUCGGAUCGUUAAGAGACAUUUAUUUUUGCAAGUAUGUCCAGAACACUCAGCGUUUCCCGCAGAUACCUCUGUUACACGGAUGUGACGCAAAGAAGGCAACAAUGCACCUAAUCACUAACAAACACAAUUGAUGCUGACCACCAGCUGCAUGGCUUCGGAAACUCAGUCCGGAAAACUGACAAACCCGGUCGUCAACGGGAUACCUCGUUCGUCUGCUAGCAAUCUGUGAAGACAACAUUUGCAUCCGAUCGAUUAAGACCCGUCAGAUCGCCCUUCAUGCUAUUUAACUGUGUCGGAGGAGGAGGGGAGCCUUCUCCUGGCAUUUACGGUCAAGGAUCGGAGACUUCCUAACACUAGGCUGGCCAGCUGACCAGUGGAAAACUGUCCUGGCGGUUUCCAAUGGCUAUGAGGCAGCGCCAGUUGAAGUCCCGUUCAGAAAGACAGAGGGUCCCCGUUUCCUUUCUCCGUCAGCGAACCUCUUCUUCAGUCUGCUGGUCGAAGGAUGGCGGGCUUGUGACACCUGCAGUCCCGUUUGCGCCAGAAAGCGGCUCUGACUGCGCCUCUCGAGUUCCGCGAAGUCUUUUCCUAGUGGCACCGCUUUUAAGUGCCCUCUCCAUCAUUCCCCAUGGAUAGGCCUGGCUGGUCGUUCUGUGCCAUCAGCCCCCUACCUUUACUUUGUGUGUUUCUCUCUCUACCGCCAAGAGAGGGAUUAAUUAACCGGGCUGGAGCUGAAAGAGGCUGCCGUGACGAGCCCAGUGGCGAUUGGCCGCCCGCCUGCCUGGCCCUGCCUUUAUAAUUUCCACACGAGUGCAUCUGGGUUCUUAUACAAACCAACAGCCAGCUUCUUCUGCUACAUACACACACUGAGAGAGAGAAACACCGGCACUUCCCUUGCAGUCUAGCCACCCAACACACAUGCUUGCUACUCCGAGAGAAGCUCAAAUAAAUAUAUAUAGAGGUGUAAUUCAGACUGUUGGGAGCCUUGCUAAAUCGGUUCAAACUUUUUUUCAACUUUUUUUUUAACAGCAGAUCUCCAUGCGUUCCGCUGCUCACUCAAAGAUCCUCUAACGGCACCCAUUUGAGCACAUCGAAACAGGGUGUGUGUUUGAUAAGGACCCGAAAUCUGUCCAGAGCUAAACGGUCCAUCCAGCAGCAGCAAGAGAAAGCAUCUGGGCUGGAAAGGAGCAGAAACGCCGCCGCCGCCGCCGCCUAGCGCCUUUUAUAAGCUUCUGGUUACGUUUCCAAGCGUAAGGCAGUCUGAUUCUCCUCUGAAGUUGGCUCCAGCCUUAGCAGCCGCAUUGGAUCCCACAGCAUACUGCGAGACUCCGGUCUACAAUCCGGAUCUCUGCCCCAACAUGAUCGCAGCGCAGGCCAAGCUGGUUUACCAUCUCAAUAAAUACUACAAUGAGAAAUGCCAAGCCAGGAAAGCGGCCAUCGCGAAAACUAUCCGCGAAGUCUGCAAAGUGGUCUCGGACGUGCUGAAGGAAGUGGAAGUGCAGGAACCCCGCUUCAUCAGCUCCUUGAACGAAAUGGACAACCGCUACGAGGGCCUGGAAGUCAUUUCGCCCACCGAGUUCGAAGUGGUCCUUUACCUGAACCAGAUGGGCGUUUUCAAUUUCGUGGACGACGGCUCGCUGCCCGGCUGCGCGGUGCUCAAGUUGAGCGAUGGGCGCAAGAGGAGCAUGUCCCUCUGGGUGGAGUUCAUCACGGCCUCGGGUUACCUCUCAGCCCGCAAAAUUCGCUCCCGGUUCCAGACGCUGGUAGCCCAAGCCGUGGACAAAUGCAGCUACCGAGACGUCGUGAAAAUGGUGGCGGACACCAGCGAGGUGAAGCUGCGGAUCCGGGAUAGAUACGUGGUGCAGAUCACGCCGGCGUUUAAAUGCACCGGGAUCUGGCCCAGAAGCGCUGCCCACUGGCCCCUGCCCCACAUUCCCUGGCCGGGGCCGAACCGCGUGGCCGAGGUCAAAGCCGAAGGCUUCAACCUCCUGUCCAAGGAAUGCCACUCGCUUGCAGGCAAGCAGAGCUCGGCCGAGAGCGAUGCCUGGGUCCUGCAGUUCGCCGAGGCCGAGAACAGACUACAAAUGGGCGGUUGCCGAAAGAAAUGCCUCUCGAUCCUCAAAACGCUGCGGGAUCGCCACCUGGAGCUACCCGGGCAGCCCCUGAACAACUACCACAUGAAGACGCUGGUUUCCUACGAGUGCGAAAAGCACCCGCGGGAAUCGGACUGGGACGAGUCCUGCCUGGGCGAUCGCCUGAACGGGAUUUUACUGCAGCUCAUCUCCUGCCUUCAGUGCAGGCGGUGCCCGCAUUACUUCUUGCCCAACUUAGACCUCUUCCAAGGCAAACCUCACUCCGCCCUGGAAAACGCAGCCAAACAAACGUGGCGGCUGGCGAGGGAAAUACUCACCAACCCCAAAAGUUUGGAAAAACUUUAGGAGGCCGAGGCGACGCUGCCGUCAACUAUUCACGCAGCCUCCUUCUCUUCCGAGGAUUCUGUGGGGAAAACUCAGGUGCUGCCAGCCGACCACGCAAACGCCAGCCUGCACAGAAGGAAGAGGCCGUCCCCGCAGGCGAACCGCACCGCACCGCAAGGAUUACGACUUGUCACCAACCCGGCGUCCACCUCCCGCUCGGAAAAACAAAACAAAGAGCGUGAUUAUCACCUGGGGAGAGGCAAUAGCGGCUAUCCUGCAGCCUGCUGCGACCAUCGCGGAACAGAAACCAGACCAGGGGAUUAUAUUAACCAGGCCAGUAUUUUUGCGUGAGGAAAUGCUGAUCUGGAGAGGCCACCCGAACAAAGAAAAGCAAAGAAGCCUACCGCGGUUUUCUCCCCUCCCCUCCCACGCAUGUACAUUUUAAAACAUUGUAUGGAAUAUUGUGAUCUCACAUUGUCUUUGAAAUUGUGGAUGUUAGUGUUUUGUGAUUUGGUGAAAAAGUUAAAUUGCCAUUGUUGGAUACUUCAAGACAUUUUCUGCUCAAGAAGAUACCCUUUCAAAAGGUAGAUUUUAUCAUGGUACUUAUGUUUCUUGUCUUUUGAAGUGUCUAAACUUAAAAGUUUACAUUUUUGUUUCAAAUAUAUUGCUUGUUCUAUUUCUAACAUUCCAUAAAUAUACUUGAAAUGUUAUUUAAAUAUAUUCAGAAGAAAUUGAAUUUUGUCUAUAUAAUUGUGAAUAUUGGAAUUAUAUAUUGGAAAAAUGCA
This is a messenger RNA of Python bivittatus (Burmese python), 3403 nucleotides long. It is a transcript of the gene MAB21L1, whose product is annotated as mab-21 like 1. The record is from RefSeq and is a predicted model, not a curated record. Lineage: Eukaryota; Metazoa; Chordata; Lepidosauria; Squamata; Pythonidae.